This is a messenger RNA of Ostertagia ostertagi, 891 nucleotides long. The record is from the annotation of a GenBank genome assembly. Lineage: Eukaryota; Metazoa; Nematoda; Chromadorea; Rhabditida; Trichostrongylidae.
AUGGUGUACGCAGAUAUGAAAGAGUCCGCCAAGGCUCCAAUUUUGCUCCUGCCAAAACAUCCGUUGACGAGACUUAUUGUUACGGAGAAGCAUAAGAAACUAUUCCACGCUGGAGCACCGCACUUGAUCUCGGAGCUGAGAGAUCACUAUCUCAUCCCGAGAAUUCGUAGAGUAGUGAACCGUGUCAUCUCGAAGUGUGUCGCCUGCAGAAGACACCAGGACCUGCGGACCCUUCAAACCCUUAUCUCAGAAAUAGAGGCGACUCUUAACACUCGCCCAAUUACUCCAGUGGUGACUAGUUCAACAGAUUCGGGAUUUGUACUACGACCGAUUGACCUCAUCAACCCUUACUUCACGCCAUCUAAUAUGGGGUCAAUCGACAGUACUAACAUUUCCGACUCGCACGGAGAAUUAAUACAGUCAUACACGGCACUCCAAGACGCCUUAAAAACGUUCGGCGUUAAGAUAAUCGCACGAAUCUUGCUGAGCGGAAUCAAAAAAACAUCCACAAAAGCAAGAGUCAGAGAUGUUGUACCAAUAAAACAAGAAAACGUCUCGCAGUCGUUAUGGCCACUCGGCCUCAUAGUACAGACCAACGAAUCCGUUGACGGGUUUACUCGUUCUGUGAAUGUGAAGACUGAUGUUAAUAAAUUUUCAGAUCGUUCGAUCAACCAAUUGAUCCCACUGGAAGUUUCGACAGAAGAUAAAGCAAUUAUGGCGAAGCAAAAACGAGUCGAGCAUCUGAAACGAAUCCAGCCGUACAGAAGAGUGAAAAGAAGAACUCCCAGGUCUGUUCGUGUCCGCCGAUUCGUCUACGACGUUACCUCUAUGUCGAUGUUUUACGGCAUCAGUUCACUUCAGGAUCCCGAUCCUGAGUUUCUUUCCCUUAGU